CUGACUUAAAGAGACAGUUAAUGUCUCUACACUUAAAAAAUGAGCUUUUGUCCAUUCAGUCUAGUUUAUUGUAACUUCAGGAAAUGAGCGGGAAUUGCUAAUUGUUUUUCACUUAUUUAUUUUAUUGUCGUACAUGUUUUCUUUCUAUCCUCAAGGCUGGAGGUACUGAGAAUCUGGCUUCAUCAUCAUGAGGUCUGAAGGAGUUAGAGCAGUACGUAGAUUAUGAAGCGUAAGAUAAGAAAGUGCUCGGCUUUCAUACUGCGAUGAAAUAGGACGAUCUUGCAAAUAAUUCAGUUCCAAACACAAUAUUUAAAAACCAGACAAUUAGAGAUUUUAAAGUUCAGACAAGUUAACGGCAUAAUGGGAUUCAGAAAAGGAAAUUCUGCAACAGAAGAUGGAGCACAUCCUUCUGUUAGGAGAUCAGCUAGCACUCACCAAGUUGUGAAGAAGAAUGCUACACCUUACCCUAAGAGGAUGCACUGAGAAUUGGACUGUUCAGACUACUUUGAAUGUGACAGUCUGGAUCUUUGGCAGGAAAACCAACAACUGCACAUCAGAUUUUGGGGGGAUUAACCAAGAAAAAGUGGGGGAAAAAACCACCUGAUAUUUUUUCACAAAAAGCAUUUAGCUGCCAUUUAAAAAAAAUGAGUAUUCUGUCUUCAUUCAUUAAAUUUGAAAAUCUACAUGAGCUGAAGCGAUUGUGCCAUUGGGGUCCUAUCAUAGCCCUGACAGUAAUAGCUGUGUGUUCAACAAUGGCUGUUCUGGACUCCAUCAUUUGGUUUUGGCCUUUAGACUCCACCGGUGGAAGUAUCAAUUUUAUCAUGUUGAUAAACUGGACUGUUCUUAUCCUCUAUAAUUACUUCAAUGCCAUGUUCGUAGGUCCUGGCUACAUUCCCCUAGGAUGGAAACCGGAGAACCCACAGGAUAUGUGUUACCUACAGUUCUGCAGAGUUUGCCAAGGUUACAAAGCCCCAAGGUCACAUCACUGUCGCAAGUGUAACAGGUGUGUGAUGAAGAUGGAUCAUCAUUGCCCAUGGAUUAACAACUGCUGUGGUCACCUCAACCAUGCCUACUUUACUAGCUUUUUGCUGUUGGCCCCACUUGGGUGCAUCCAUGCUACUGUUAUUUUUGUAAUGACUAUGUACACACAGCUGUAUGAUAGGAUAUCGUUUGGGUGGAGCUCUGUGAGGAUCGACAUGAGUGCUGUCAAAAGAGAUCACCGGCCCAUCAUUCCCUUUAGCGUCUCAGCCUUUGCUGCAACUCUGUUUGCCUUUGGGCUGGCACUUGGCACUACAAUAGCAGUUGGCAUGCUGUUUGUCAUUCAGAUGAAAGUGAUUUUAAGAAAUAAAACCUCAAUAGAAGCUUGGAUAGAGGAAAAGGCCAAAGACAGAAUACAAUAUUACCAAACAGGAGAAGAGUUCAUCUUCCCCUAUGACCUGGGAAGCAAGUGGGAGAAUUUCAAGCAAGUAUUUACAUGGUCAGGUACUCCAGAAGGAGAUGGUGUUGAGUGGCCAGUUCAUGAGAAAUGUCACCAGCACACAUUAACGAUUGAACAACUGAAACAGAAGGCUGAUAAAAGAGUCAGAAGUGUACAGUAUCGAGUGAUCGAAGACUAUAAUGGUGUUUGUUGCCCACUCAGUAAGGGAGUGAAAACAUUCUUCACAACCCCCUGCACUGAGGAGCCUAGAAUUAAACUGACUAAAGGAGAGAUGAUCUUUGCCACCAGGAGCAUAAAAUGGUGGAUGUAUGGAGAUAAGGUGCUUGGUGAGGAACAGACAAAAGCUGGAGUUCGUAUCCGAGGGUGGUUUCCACGGAGAUGUGUUGAGAAAUGCCUUUAUGACACAGCAAACGAUGCAGCAAUGAAUGAGGAGAAAAAGGAGAAGUGAUUUUUUUUUCUUUUUGGUGGGGAUAUUGAGAGGGGUUAAUAUCUGGACACAUUUUAUUUGGUGGUUUUUGACAUGUUCUUUUGACAGAACCCCUUACUUGAACCUUUUUCUCUGUUAUUCUUGAAUUAUGCAAUUUCUCUGCUUGUUUGAAGCAGGGUUUUGUGCGGUUAACUGUAUUUCUUUGUACUGUGCGAAUACAUUUUUAUUCUAUUUUGUAACACAACCCUCCAUUGUAUGCCUUUGGAUUUUAAAAAAUUAAAUCAUGUUGCACCCCUGGA
Molecule: messenger RNA, 2164 nt
Organism: Lepisosteus oculatus (spotted gar)
Lineage: Eukaryota; Metazoa; Chordata; Actinopteri; Semionotiformes; Lepisosteidae
Gene: zdhhc6
Product: zinc finger DHHC-type palmitoyltransferase 6
Biological process (GO): protein palmitoylation
Cellular component (GO): Golgi apparatus
Molecular function (GO): protein binding; palmitoyltransferase activity
Source: RefSeq, a predicted model, not a curated record